AAGGGGGCCCAGCCGGACGAGAUCCUCUCCCUUCCCGCGGACUGAUUAGAAUCUCUCGCGGGGAAGAGAGCGGAGCAUCAGCUCACUCAACCCUAACUUCCCCCAAAUCCCCAAAUUCGAGCUGCCAAAAUGAGCAAUAUGAAAUCAAUUUGUCGCCCUCACCCUUUAAUCUCGUCGUUCAUCUCUUGCUUAGACCGAUCGCAGUCUCGCCUCGUUCACUUCCUCUUUCGAAGGCCCUAGACUUCGCCUCUCUCCGAUCUGUUCCUCAUCUUUCCUGGUCGACGAUCUUCCGAAGAUGGCGACGCCCUCGCCGCGGUUCAAUUCUAGGAGGACGCUCACCAGGGUCUCCAAUUGGAACUCUGAGAAAUCGCCUUAUGAAACCCUAGAGUUGGAAGGGGAUGCUGACGAGGAGAAAAUAAAGUCCGCAUACAGGAGAUUGGCUAAGUUUUAUCACCCUGAUGUAUAUGAUGGUAAAGGGACUCUUGAGGAAGGUGAAACAGCUGAAGCUCGAUUCAUCAAAAUUCAAGCUGCAUAUGAGCUACUCAUGGACGAUGAGAAGCGACGGAACUACGACAGGGAUAACCGUGUUAACCCAAUGAAGGCCUCUCAAGCGUGGAUGGAAUGGUUGAUGAAAAAGAGAAAGGCUUUUGAUCAGAGAGGUAAUAUGGCUGUCGCAGCUUGGGCUGAACAGCAGCAGCGUGAGAUGAAUAUCCGUGUUCGUCAGCUUUCCCGCUCAAAGGUUGACCCGGAUGAAGAGAGGAGGAUACUGGCAAAGGAAAAGAAGGCAUCCAUGGAGUAUUUCUCUACUACGCUGAAGAGACAUACACUUAUUCUGAAGAAGAGAGACUUGAUGAGGAAGAAGGCGGAGGAGGAGAAGAAAAAGGUCAUUACUCAGCUCCUAGCCGCAGAAGGCCUUGAGCUUGAUACAGAAAGUGAAGAUGAUCGAUCUUAGUGAAAUGUAUGUAACAUCUAAUUUAAGUUGUAAAUAGGGCUUCUGAAUGGUCCGUUGUUUGUAUUGUUUGUUCUUGUGGCCAUUAUAAUUGCUGGAUAAAUGGUCCAGCCAAUAUACAAAUAGGAGGGAAAUUGUAAGCAGGAAUUCUGUAUACAUACAUAUAAUUCUUGAAUUUUUUUAAUGCGACUGGUCUAGUUUUUAA
This is a messenger RNA of Asparagus officinalis (garden asparagus), 1154 nucleotides long. RefSeq lists its product as uncharacterized. The coding region runs from base 296 to 952 and encodes 218 amino acids. The transcript is spliced from 5 exons. The record is from RefSeq and is a predicted model, not a curated record. Lineage: Eukaryota; Viridiplantae; Streptophyta; Magnoliopsida; Asparagales; Asparagaceae.